Messenger RNA from Arachis stenosperma, 2046 nucleotides. Its product is annotated as uridylate kinase PUMPKIN, chloroplastic. Gene Ontology annotation, biological process: UDP biosynthetic process. The transcript is spliced from 7 exons. The record is from RefSeq and is a predicted model, not a curated record. Gene Ontology annotation, cellular component: cytoplasm. Gene Ontology annotation, molecular function: UMP kinase activity. Bases 131 to 1648 code for a protein of 505 amino acids. Lineage: Eukaryota; Viridiplantae; Streptophyta; Magnoliopsida; Fabales; Fabaceae.
CGUGACGGUAGAUUCCACACAAACCUUACGGAACCCAAAUCUCCGUCAAAAAGCUCCCUCCCUUGUUCCUUCUCUUCCAAACGCCGCCGCUAACGUCACCGUUCCCCCAAACCCUAACGUCCCUCCCUGAAUGGCCUCUUGCGACGACGACGACGACGACUUCUCUCUCCUCCACCAACCCUACGCGCCACCGUCCCACCACCACAAUUACUCCACCGCCGUCGCCGCCGCCACAACCGCCGUACAACCUAAACCUGUCUCCGACACCGACGCCGAGGAUUACAGCAAUCCCUUCGACGAAGACAACACCACCACCACCCACGCCAACGCCAACACCACCGAGAAGAGAAAAGAUCAAGACGAGAUCGGCAACAACAAUAACAGCAACGAUGCAUCGUACGGUUUCAACAAACGAUCUAAGCUUUCCGCGAGCGCUUCUGGAUCGGCAUCCGCCUGCUCCGGCGCCGAGUACCGGAAAGACAGGGAGGAGUGGAGCGACACGGCGAUCGUGUGUUUGCUAGAUGCAUACACGGAGAAGUUCACCCAGCUGAAUCGGGGGAAUCUGAGGGGGAGGGACUGGGAGGAGGUGGCGGCGGUGGUUUCGGAGCGAUGCGAGAACCAGUCGAAGAGCGUGGAGCAGUGCAAGAACAAAGUCGACAAUCUGAAGAAGAGGUACAAACUCGAGAGGCACAGGAUCAGCAGCGGAUGCAUCACCGCAAGCCACUGGCCUUGGUUCAAGCACAUGGAGAAUAUUGUCGGGAACUCGCUUUCUGCAGGGAAGUUCCCCGGCGGCGACGAGGACAAGGCCAUCGUCGCCUCCACUGCGGGGAACUCCCCUCGGCAACCGAAGAGAUAUGGAGGGGCAUCACAAAGCAGUGGAGGACAAGUGAAUAACAUGAAGUCCAAAGCAUUGUCGAACCUUAGAUGGCGAAGGGUAAUCCUGAAAAUUAGUGGUGCUGCCCUUACUGGAUCUGAUACCUGCAAUAUUGACCCAAAGGUAGCUAUGUUAAUCUCAAGAGAAGUUGCAAUAGCCUCCCGCCUUGGUGUUGAGGUCGCCAUUGUUGUUGGAGGUCGGAAUUUCUUCUGUGGGGAUGCAUGGGUAGCUGCAACAGGAUUAGAAAGAUGUACUGCAUACCAAGUUGGCAUGAUGGCAACUAUGAUGAAUUCAAUAUUGCUCCAAUCAACUCUAGAGAAGAUGGGUGUUCAGACUCGUGUACAAAGUUCAGUCAGCAUGCAAGAGUUUGCUGAACCGUACAAUAGGCACCGAGCCAUCAGACAUCUUGAGAAAGGAAGAGUGGUUAUAUUUGGUGGAAUUGGCUUUGGCACUGGAAAUCCACUAUUCUCAACUGACAUAGCUGCAGCUCUUAGAGCUUCAGAGCUAAAUGCUGAAGCUGUUCUCAAAGGUACCAAUGUAGAUGGUGUAUAUGACUGCAACUCCAGAGACAACAAUUUCACUUUUGAGCACAUAUCCUUCAGGGAGCUGGUAUCAAGAGGAGUCACUCCUAUGGACAUGACAGCACUGACAUUCUGUGAGGAAAAUGCUAUUCCUGUUGUGGUUUUCAAUAUAUUGGAGCCUGGGAACAUAUCAAAGGCUUUAUGUGGAGAACAAGUUGGAACACUAGUUGACCAAACUGGAGCAAUAAGCUAACAUUUAAUUCAACCAAAUUCAGUUAUAUUAGUUAGCAAGCUGGAGCCGUUAAGUUGAGCACUGUGAUGGAUGCCUCGAGAAGAAAAUAUAAAAAAAGACCCAACAGUUUCAGAGUGCAUGGUGCAAUCAAUGGAAACUGUGUUUUGGAGCUGAAAUCUCAAGUUCCCUAUCCCUAGGAUUUGAGAUGGUGUUGUAUUUAAGUAUGUAUUUCUGUAGGGAAAAAAAGAAAAGAAAAAAGAAUGCUUGUGUAUAUCAUUCCUAGAUGAAUUGUACUGUACUGUAGUAUAGUAGUAGUAGUAGUAGUAGUAGUAGUAGUAGUAGUAGGCUUCCUUUGUUAAUAAAUGUAAACAUAUUUGGAGUAAUUUAAUUCAAAAUCCAACUUUAUUAUUUGCAAGUCA